UCCUCCUCCUAGUAGAAACUCCUCAGCGCAGACAGUUGGUCCUGAGACAUUCACACAACUUUAAAUCCAAACCCUAUGACCUCACUUUCAGGAUUUGACUUGGCUUCUUCACCUUCAGCGGCUGUUUUUCAGUCAGCGCUGUCACCAUGAGCAGCUUCUGCAGCAGGCUGACUCAUUAGAGGAAGGAGAUCAGUUCUCUGCAGGGCUGUUGUAUUGCACUGGGACCUGUCCAGCUGUGCUCUGGACUGACGGGACAGGAAAACAAAGAGGACACAGACAUAUUGAGACUAUGGAUACUGGCAAUGAUGUGGAUCUAUCCAACAAUAACAUUACCCCAUUGUGGAGACGCCGCACAGGCAACCGAAACAGUCCACGAGACUCAGACAAACCCAAACCACGACCUCUGAGUUACCACCUAAAUGGUGUUUUGACAACAGACUUCCCUGUGGAGGAAAACACCUGUUCCUUUUCCUUGAGCCAACCUGUCGAGAAGCUGGCGGUCACACCACCCGACAGGAAUAGAGUGGUAUUGAAGCAUGUUCUACAUAAACCCUCCAAGAAGUCUAGGAUUGUCCGGAGCAUUACCAUUGGGCAAUUCUCCAGUGGACGCCGGUCAAUGUCCACAUUUAAAUCACAGGAUGGUAAAACGGCAUCACUAGAUGAUGGACUGUGCAAUGGGGAUUAUGUGUUGGAGAAAACCACAAAUGGAGUAACAGUAUGGCCUGAAACGUGCCUUCAAGACCACCAGAGACAUAGAACUGAUCCAGUGAAUCUGAACUCAGAGAGAGAGCAUACUGCAUUUGUAAUGGAAUCAUCAUCACCUAAAGCUACUUCUCACAACCAACCCUGUCUUGUCCCAUCUCCACAAAUCGUGAAUAACAGUUGCUACAUCCACCAUGAUCUGUCCUCCCCUACAACUGACCACAGCCCCUUUCCUCCUGCCCGCAAUACUCCUACCCCCUCCUGCAGCUCCACUGUAAGUAUAUCCUCUCUCUCUUCUCUCAGUUCCUCAGACCCCCCAACCCCGUGCUCUCCAUCCCCAGGAGAAACAGCACAUCUCCACGGACCAUCUUUGUCCUCAUCUCACUCCACACAAGAAACCCGGCAUGCCUCUUCCCCUUGUUCCUCCUCUUCCACAUCAACCUCUCCAUCUAUUUCUCCCCCUCCUGCCAUCAUUCUCAGCACCCACAGCCCAGCUGCCCUGAAGAUGGGCACCCAGCAACUUAUUCCUAAAGGACUUGCAUCUGAUAUACGUCUGAGCAAGGCACCCACCUCUGGGCUACAAGGCCAAAGUUUGACAGGGCUAUUGAGUUUGGAUACCUCCAAGAGAUCACUGAAAACCCGCAGCCUGGUGGAAACAGGUGAAUACUUUUCCACGGGAGGUUCUGGGGGACAUGAUGAAGGGACAUAUGAGGAAAGUGAGAACCAAGAACCUCUAUCUAGAGGCUUAAGGAGUAAAUCUUACAGGAGAGCUGUAGUGACGAGUACGGAGGGAGAAGCCCCAUCUGUAGGCCACAAGGCUCAUCAGAUAACCUGGGCUGCUGUCAAAGGACUACACAGAGACAAAACUGUUGUUUCAGAUGAGUCUGACAGUCUUGGUACUAUAACACCCACCAGCCCUCAGACAGCCAAACCCGCCAGUCCCAGCACAGCCAAGCCCGCCAUCCCUAGGACAGCCAAGCUUGCCAGCCACAGGACAACCAAGUCCCCCAGUCCCAUGAGAGCCAAACCUGCGAGUCCCGGGACAGAUACGCCCGACAGCCCCUUGACUGCAAAACCCACCAGCCCCGGGACAGUAAUUCCUGCCAGCCCUGGGACUGGAAAGUCAUCAAGUAGUGGGACAACAACACCUACUACCUCUGGAACAGCCAUGCCUGUCAGUCCUGGGAAAACCAAAAGUCCCGAUAAAAAGAAAGUUUUGACCACUCAGAACACAUUUGACAGUGAAGAAGAAGAGCUGUACCAGUAUUACCAGGAGAAGGCCUUACACAAUGACUCUGAUGAGGAUGCUGAUUCCAAGGAAAUUAAACCUGUUAAAGGCAUUGUUGUGCAGUACAAACCAAUCCGCACCUCUUGGAGCCAACUCACUGUGGUCAAGAAAAGUGGCCUGAGUGACAGACUGAGCCAGGAGGAACGCAAAAGACAAGAGGCCAUCUUUGAGGUGAUCUCUUCAGAGCACUCGUACCUCCACAGUCUGGAGAUCCUGAUCCGCAUGUUCAAGAACUCCGUGGAGCUCAGCGAGGCCAUGACCAAGACUGAACACCACCAUCUUUUCUCCAACAUCACAGAUGUGUGCGAGGCCAGCAAAAAAUUCUUUACAGAGCUGGAGGCAAAGCACCAAGAGAACAUAGUGAUUGAUGACAUCAGUGACAUCGUUUACAAGCAUUCUCAGUCCAAUUUUGACCCAUAUGUCAUGUACUGCUCCAAUGAGGUGUACCAGCAGAGGACCCUGCAGAGGCUACUAUCCAGGAGUCCACUUUUUAAGGACGUGUUGACCAGAAUCGAGGCCCACCCAGACUGCAGGAACCUCCCCAUGAGCUCCUUCCUCAUUCUGCCCAUGCAGAGGAUCACUCGCUUGCCACUGCUAAUGGACACAAUUUGUCAAAAGACACCUAAAGACUCUGCAAAAUAUGAAGACUGUACAAAAGCAUUACAAGCCGUAAGCAAGGUUGUGAGGAAGUGUAAUGAAGGUGCUCGCACUAUGGAGAGAACAGAGAUGAUGUACACCAUCAACUCUCAGCUGGAGUUCAAGAUCAAGCCUUUCCCUCUCGUCUCCUCAUCUAGGUGGAUGGUGAAGCGAGGAGAGCUGACGGCCUUCGUGGAAGACACCGGGAUCUUCCUCAAGCGGAUGUCAAGGCAACAAGUCUAUUUCUUCCUCUUCAAUGAUGUCCUGAUCGUCACCAGGAAGAAGAGUGAGGACAGCUACUCUGUCAUAGACUACACGCUGAGAGAUGAGAUCUGGGUUGGUCCCUGCCAGCCUGAGGACAUCAACCUGUUUCCUGUCAGAGGCACCACCAGCAUGCUUAGCUCACGGCAGCCUGGUGCCAGCCACAUCUUUCGUCUGCAAUUCUGUAGCAAACACUCCGGUGAAAAGGUGCCAAUGAUCCUGGGGGCGGAGUUACUGAAUGAGCGCGCUCGGUGGAUCAGUGCUCUGGGACAGAAUGUCAACAACAAGAAGAGUCCAGACAGAACAAAUGCAGUGCAGGUGGAGGUGAUCAGGACGUACACGGCCAAGCAGCCAGAUGAGUUGUCCUUACAGGUGGCCGAUGUGGUGCUGCUCACACAGACUGUAGAAGACGGGUGGUACGAGGGGGAACGACUGCGUGAUGGAGAGAGGGGAUGGUUCCUCGCGGAGUGCGCUGAACCAAUCACUUGCCAGGCCACCAUCGAACGCAACAUGCAGAGGAUGGACCGCCUGCAAAGGCUGGAGACCAACGUAUGAGCACAAGUGGCUCCACUCGAGCUGCAGAAAGCUCUCUCAGCUCCAUGCAACACUCCAGUGACCUCACCUUUAUACAUCAGUGACUCCAGAUAAAUGACUUCCCUGAUGCGUCCCCGGGGACCAGACUGAGUGGCUGCAGUGAUCACAUUUUCCAGCAGGCUGUAUAGAUCUAGAUGUAAUUUGGACAUCUGUCCAGAAAUAUCAGGCACAGUGCAAGUUUCCAGGGACAGCUGUAAAGACAAAAUUGUAAGCGAUGGGCCACUUGAAUUAUUGAUGGGUGCUCGUGUGGGAGGGAUGGCUGACAGUGCGAUCUGUCACAUUCAUUAAUGCGCCGGUUGUUACAGAACUUCACACCCUCAGCCACAGUCACUGCUUUCAACACCCUCUUACAUAACAAGCAGUGGUGUGAAAUUUGUGUAUCUGGAUGCUUUUGUAACAUAUUUCUGUACAAAAGUGAUGUGCAACGGGUUCAUGGGACUCCAAUAAGCACUACAGAAUGUAAGCAGACCAAAUAGUGUGAAGUGUCAGCAGCCUGUUUUUCUGAUUUGUUAAUGAGCUGAGUUUGGGAUAUUUUCCAAGAACAAUAUAAUCAUAAAGGCGAUAAUUUUGAAGUGAUAAUGAGCCAAAACGGCAGCACAGUGAAGGAAACAAUGCACUAUUUACACCAUAAAAAGAAUUUUUCCUUGUCUAAAGGCACUUUCUCUAAGUAGAAUAAUAAAAGGAUUGAUCAGAUUAUGCUUCAGAUCACUGGAUUAUAGCUCACCAAUGGGUUAAGAAGAAUAUAACAUAACUAUCGUCUCAAGUUAAUGCCACCUUCAUGAAUCAGACCUGAUAUUCCAGUCUGCAGUGCAGUUACUCUCUGCAUCCAGUCAGUGAUUUAGACAGCCUGAAAUGCCACAUGCUUUGAUGCCAACCGUUCCCAAUAGAAUUUAUAACUGAUGUAAGAGGCAAGCUGAAAUUAAUUUGUUUGUUGAUGGUAAAAGCGGAAGACGCAUGCAGGCCCAACCAAGCCUACUUUUAAUGUGAUUGUCCAAGUGAGUCAUCUUUGGCGCGUCGCCAUGGUCAGCUAAAGGAAAUGAAUGGCUGUGUCUGAGAGUGGCGAUAAUGCCAUCAAUCAAACCCGACACCCUGGCACCGGUCCAGAUGACAACCGGAAAAGUCGAGCUGCACAGAGAGAGAUAUGACUGUAGCGGACAUGGCACCCUGCAUGGCAGACAAUUUUAUCCAAACUCUGGGGACACAGCGAAGCUUUGCAUCUGCACUCAGGGAAGACCGGUUCUAAGACACAACCGACCACAGAUCUUUAUUUCCCUCAUUUCCACUACUUGCAACGACUGUAAAUAACAUGUACAUAUGUAAACAGCUUCAACUGUAAUGUUUGUUAUUCUAAAUACAGAUUUAUAUUGCAGCAAUGUGCUGACUGUGGUUUUAAUCAGCUGCUGUGCUCCUUCAAUAAAAGCUUUGGGCCAGUUGUGUAUCCCAAAUGA
Molecule: messenger RNA, 4929 nt
Organism: Thalassophryne amazonica
Lineage: Eukaryota; Metazoa; Chordata; Actinopteri; Batrachoidiformes; Batrachoididae
Product: rho guanine nucleotide exchange factor 26-like
Exons: 15
Coding region: 290-3442 (1050 amino acids)
Biological process (GO): activation of GTPase activity
Molecular function (GO): guanyl-nucleotide exchange factor activity; protein binding
Source: RefSeq, a predicted model, not a curated record